Messenger RNA from Toxoplasma gondii ME49, 675 nucleotides. RefSeq lists its product as hypothetical. Lineage: Eukaryota; Apicomplexa; Conoidasida; Eucoccidiorida; Sarcocystidae. The record is from RefSeq and is a predicted model, not a curated record. The coding region runs from base 1 to 675 and encodes 224 amino acids. The transcript has 3 exons.
AUGACGUUCUCGCGUUCGAGAACUGAACAGGAGGGCUUCUUUCAUUUGCGCUGCUCAAGUAUCACUUCUCACGCCACACCACGGAAACUAUGGGCUGCCGUUUUUCAUAAGGGAGAGCGUAUCUGGUGUUGCCCAUCAAAGUCUGAGGAUCGGAGACUUCGGAACGAAAUCGCAAUAGAAGCUGAGGCCGCACUGCUUCUCCUGAACGCUCUGAGGAUCUUGGGAGUACACACCACACAUUCACUAGAUCUCAGCAGAAUUCGUUGUUCCGGUUGUCGACUGUUUGCACGACUGCAUUGGAUUCGCUGGCCUGUUACGUCCGCCUUGCAAAGAAUGUUGCUUGCCCGAGAAAACACCGACAGUGUAUUCUCGAUCGCCACAGAAUCGAAUUUCGAGGCGGAUGACACCGACGACAUUAGGUCGCCUUGGCACGUGGACCGUGCGGCAUUAGCCCCAGUUCAGUGGAUCCUUUGUAUGUGGGAUAACUGCAUCCAGAUCACCGCUUCUUUCCUAUUACCCCGGACGGUCAACCCUUUUCUGACUCCGCUACCCUCCGCUGUACAUCAACUGAAGUCGCUUCACGACGCUUUCACAGAACAUGCCCACGGAGGACAACCACAAUUUCACUUGUUUCCACCUGCUGGAGAAGACAAUGAAGCUGUUGGACAGCCAUAA